AUGGACCAAGGAAAUACUUCAAGAGUGACUGAAUUUGUGUUGUACAGUCUUUCAGGUCCACGAGAGCUACAACUCUUCUAUUUUACAUUUUUCACCCUUUUCUAUUUAUCCAUUUUGCUGGGAAACCUCCUCAUUGUGCUCACAGUCCUCUCUGAACCUGCACUCCACACCCCCAUGUACUUCCUGCUCAGCAACCUCUCCCUCAUUGAUGCCUGUCUAUCCACUUUUGCCACUCCCAAAAUGAUUGCUGACUUCCUCAUGGAGCAUAAGACCAUCUCCUUUAAGGGAUGCAUGUCCCAGAUAUUCUUUCUGCACGCCUUUGGUGGUGGUGAAAUGAUGCUCCUUGUGGCCAUGGCAUAUGACAGGUAUGUAGCCAUAUGUCACCCCCUUCAAUAUGCAGCCAUCAUGAGUGUACGUAAGUGCACAGGCCUUGUGGUGGGCUCCUGGCUUAUUGGGGUCCUGCAUUCAGUAAGCCAGUUGAUCUUCACAGUAAAUCUUCCCUUCUGUGGUCCGAAUAAAGUGGACAGCUUUUUCUGCGACCUUCCCUUGGUUAUUAAACUUGCCUGCACUGAUACCUAUAUGCUUGAUAUACUGAUGCUUUCAGAUAGUGGACUAAUGGCUAUGAUCUCCUUUGUGCUCUUGCUCAUCUCCUAUAUGGUCAUCCUGGUCACUGUGCGACGUCGAUCCUCAGAGGGCAUGGCCAAGGCCCGGGCCACCCUGACUGCCCAUUUCACUGUGGUGACCCUCUUCUUUGGACCCUGUAUCUUCAUCUAUGCCUGGCCUUUCAACAACUUCCCAGUGGAUAAGGUUCUCUCAAUAUUAUAUACUGUUUUCACCCCUCUCUUAAACCCUUUGAUCUACACAUUAAGAAAUAAGGAGGUAAUAUCAGCAAUGCAGAAAUUGAGGAGGCGAAAAGUAAGUUCGUAA
Orycteropus afer afer is the source of this 927-nucleotide messenger RNA. Its product is annotated as olfactory receptor 4K3-like. NCBI's taxonomy places the organism in Eukaryota, Metazoa, Chordata, Mammalia, Tubulidentata, Orycteropodidae. Gene Ontology annotation, cellular component: membrane. The record is from RefSeq and is a predicted model, not a curated record. Gene Ontology annotation, biological process: G protein-coupled receptor signaling pathway. Gene Ontology annotation, molecular function: olfactory receptor activity; G protein-coupled receptor activity.